This is a messenger RNA of Aphis gossypii (cotton aphid), 923 nucleotides long. RefSeq lists its product as uncharacterized. Lineage: Eukaryota; Metazoa; Arthropoda; Insecta; Hemiptera; Aphididae. Bases 86 to 676 code for a protein of 196 amino acids. The record is from RefSeq and is a predicted model, not a curated record. The transcript has 4 exons.
UUAAAAACGUAUACAUAUCUGUUAUUUUAAAGCUUAUAAAGUACCUACUCUAUCUUUGUUAAAACAAAAAAUAUAUCAUCCAAAAAUGAUUUUAAUAAAAGUGUUCAUUUUUUUUAGAGUUUUAUCGUGGGUUAAAUCACAAAACACUUAUAUGCCUAACUUGCCUUUGGGAGAAUAUCGUACAGUAUUUGAUAAAGUAUAUCAAUGCGAAUCAACAAAAAACCAUUCAAUUAAAUUAAAUUUUUAUUUUAAUAAAAAAACACCAAGUAUAACUGAGUUGAAAGGAGAUGCAACAUAUUUGAUACCUUUAGACGAUACUCUUUUUCUUGAUGUAAACGUUGCGUCUUGGAGUUUAAUUGGUGGUUGGAAACCAAAUUCACUUGUUUAUAUAACAAAGAAUGCAUGCAGUAGUCUGAAAAAAGUACUAGGAAAUGCCUGGAAUUCAUUAAUCAAAGGUUUUAACGUUUCAUCAACCAACUGUCCUGUACCUGCAGGCACAUAUACUGCAUCAGGAAUUAAUUUGAAAGAAUUAGAAGAUCAUAACUGUCCUAAAAUAUAUUUUUAUGGAAAAUAUAAACUGUUGUAUAAGAUAAAAAAUGUAGAAAAUAAAGUUAUCACCUGCGGUGUUUUCGAAUUCCGUCUAUUACGACCGUGGGAAAACCCACUGGUCAUUUGAGUAAAUUAUAAAAGCAUAAUAAUAUAGAAUUAAAUAGUAAACAAUAUAAUAUUAUAUUAAUUAUUAGUUAUCAUAAUUAUUGUGUUGGAGAUGAAUGUUAUCUUAAUUUAAAUAAUAAACUUAAUUUACAUUAACCGUAUGUAGGUAGGUAUCUACUAACAUAAGGUUUUUUUGUAUGCACGACGAGUGUUGUAUUUAUAUAAUUUAUUAAUAAGCCUAUAUAAAGAUUUACAAUAAAUUUGUUCAA